UAGUAGAAGAAGAACCGUCAUGUCUGCUCAGGGCGAGUGAGAAAAGUGAGCAGGUGUUUUUGCUGCGUUCACUCAGUCACACUCAGGUGUCAACCAAAGUUACCUGUGGACGAAACAACUGUUGACACUUGUGAAGGAACCAGAAAACUCACUCAGCAAGAUGACACAGCACUCUGUUGCAGGUAGCAGAGGAAGUCCGCCUGGACUUUACAGAGCAGAUUUACUGUGUGCCUCUCCAGUUUAUGUGCAUCACAACAGAUGGAGAGAGAAAGGAGGAGGAGGAGGAGAGGAUAAUCAAGACAACUUGUUGCAUUCUCGCUACACAGUGAGGGGCGGCACUCAUCCGGCAAAUCCAAGCUCCAUGUUGGAGGAUCUGGUUUAUCUCAAUGACCUGCAUGGCAUAAUGAUAAUCAACUCCACUGGUCCCAGACCUCUGGUCUCUCCUGACACUCCACUAAAACACAGGCCUUGUCCGCUCAUACCUGCGCCUGGACCCAUGACUGUCCCCUGUAGUCCCAUUUGCUCCAUGUGCUGCCCUACAGAUACAGACUGGGUCACACUCAGAGCCACACCGGAGAGUCCUGGUGAUCAGGAUCCUGUCAGUGCAGCAGCUCACUUACACCUUCUCGGCGAGUCCCUGUUCCUGAUUGGUCACCAUCUUCAGGAAACUGAUAAAAAGGUGUGCACGUCCAGUAGCUUGUCUCUGCUCUUGGACUCUCUGCUCUGUGCUCUGGCCCCUGUUUUCUGCCUCACUGCACAGAUACCAGAGCUCAGGGGCUGCACACGACACACCCUGGUGAGAGACACUGGCUUUUGCUCACAGAUGCCACAUGUUGUCCACAUAAGUCACAAUUUUCUUCCAUUUUGUUUUUAUCAUUUCACUUGUUAAAGGCCUCUACUUUGGACAACAUUGCCUAUGUGAUGCCUGGGCUGUGAGGGAUGAUGAAGAUUUUGGAUAGUUUACGAAAACAAAAAGAAUACUUAUAUUAUAAUUCUUGUUUUUUUUAUUUUGCUGUUAAUUCUAGGUUUACCUGAAUGCAUCAGCUUAUGAUUUUUGUAUUGGUUAAUUAAAAGUUUGAAUAUUGG
Messenger RNA from Solea solea (common sole), 1086 nucleotides. RefSeq lists its product as uncharacterized. The transcript is spliced from 6 exons. Bases 161 to 889 code for a protein of 242 amino acids. The record is from RefSeq and is a predicted model, not a curated record. NCBI's taxonomy places the organism in Eukaryota, Metazoa, Chordata, Actinopteri, Pleuronectiformes, Soleidae.